Molecule: messenger RNA, 1486 nt
Organism: Stylophora pistillata
Lineage: Eukaryota; Metazoa; Cnidaria; Anthozoa; Scleractinia; Pocilloporidae
Biological process (GO): proton transmembrane transport
Cellular component (GO): proton-transporting V-type ATPase, V0 domain
Molecular function (GO): proton-transporting ATPase activity, rotational mechanism
Source: RefSeq, a predicted model, not a curated record
UGCAAAUAAAAGGAAAAGGAAAUGGGCUCUUUGCCCUUGGGCGAAUAAGAAGUGGACGCUUCCAUUAGGCCUGAUGUUCAAGUCCUGUUCGAUUGGAUCUGUUUUUGUCAGAUAUAUUUCCUGAAGGUUGCGUCGAACAAGAAUUUGAAUGGCGUUUCAAGAAAACAGAGCGAACCAGGUCGUGUGUACAGGGAUCUCCCAGAUCGUCCUGGGAUUUGGUGUGUUUGCCUUGACUUUUACCCUGAACAACAGGAGCAAUGACCUUGGGAAGAUUUUCGACACUGGUGUUACAUAUUGGGGAGCUGUUCCAAUCGUCGUCGCUGGAAGUUUGGGAAUAUUCGGGGGAAUAAGUGGCAAAUUCAUUGUGACAGGUCUAUUUCUCGCGGCUAGUGUCAUUUCGUGUAUUCUCGGAGCAAUCGUUGCCGCGUGCGUGGGAGUCGCGCUGACUGCGCGGAGAUCAGUGGGCGAAUGUGAGCACGUACAAUGUCCGUAUGACACAGAAUCAAUUCUGAUGAUCGCCUUGAUUAGCAUCUUGAUUUUGGAGUCUGCCAUUUCCCUGUCGGGCGUGAUAGAAUCAUCUCAGCUACUUUGCUGCGCUAUUUCGUACAAGAUUCCAUGGCGCACUACAUUCUGGGAAGAAAUUAAGAUGUCUGAUGGGUGCGUAUCGGAAUGAGGCUCUGUUCCAUCUGGUGUCUCGCAAGGUACCAAAUUAGGUCCCUGGCUUUUCUUGACUAUGAUAGACGAUUUAGCGAUCACCAACGCCUCCUUAUGGAAAUUUGUUGACGAUACGACGGCCUCAGAAGCUGUGAAGAAAGGUCACCCUAGUGGAGCUCAAAAUACGACGAACCAAGUAAUAGGGUGGUCGAAGAAAAACAGACUUAUACUAAACACAGACAAAUGCAAGAGCUGCGAAUUGGUUUCUCUUCAGUUCCAAGGGAUUUCGAUCCAGUUUCAAUAGAUGGUAAACACAUGAAAUUGGUUAAACAAGCCAAACUCUUGGGUGUUACCAUCUCCGAAGAUUUGGAAUGGAACGCUCACAUAACUGAGAUUACCAAGAAAGCAGCAAAGAGAACCUAUUUCCUUGUUCACCUAAAAAGAGCUCACGUUCCACUAAAAGACCUUUGCCUCUUUUAUACGGCACGUGUACGAUCCGUAAUCGAUUAUGCAGCACAAGUCUUUCAUUACUCUCUCCCUGAAAACCUCCACCAAGAACUAGAACGUAUUCAGGAAAGAUCCAUGAGAAUCAUUUGUCCUGGUAUGCAAUACGAACAGGCCUUAGCUAUUAUGAAUCUUUCAACUGUGAAAGACCACCAUGAAAAUAUGUGUACAGCAACAUUUCGCAAUAUAAUGAACGAUCCUCAGCAGAAAUUAAGUAAACUUUUACCACCCCGCUAUGUAAGCUCUCAUAGGUUAAGGCACGGGCGUACCUUUGCUUUGCCACUUUGCAAGACAAAUAGACUUAAAAACAGUUUUUUUAUUGCUUCGG